AAUGAGCUGGACAUCUUUCUACUGUCCUUGUUUUUGUUGUGGAAACAGGACCAAUCGUUCCGGUCAUGUGCAACUUAAAGAAAUACCCACCGUGAAACUAGACAUGACGAAUAUGGGAAAUGAUGUCGUGAUCGUGAAAAGUGGAAAGCGAAUAUGUGGAACAGGAUCUGCCUUAUCAAAUGCCCCAAUUGCACAAGACAAGGCUUACUUUGAAAUAAAACUACAAAGUACAGGUGUAUGGGGUGUUGGCCUGGCUACCAAAUUAUGUAACAUGUGCACAGUGCCACUUGGAAACAACAAAGAAUCCUGGGUAGUUAGACAUGAUGGUGUUCUGUUCCACAACAACGAAGAGAAAGGCAAACUGCCUGAGGUGCCACAGGAAGGCGAUAUUCUGGGUCUUACAUAUGAUCAUGUGGAGCUGAAUUUCUUCCUCAAUGGUAAAGCCCUGAACAACCCACUGAUGGGAAUCAAAGGAACAGUGUUCCCAGUUUUCUACGUGGAUGAAGGUGCUGUAAUUGAUGUUCAGUUUGAUAGAUUUUACCACCAGCCCCCAGACGGUUUUGACAGCAUCAUGAUUGAACAGUCACUGUUAUAGUGGUGAAGUGUCAUACUCUUCUGUAUGUUUGUAUGUUCUGCCAUGGACACCAGAGGGCAGUGUAUUUAUACAAUGUACUGUAUAUUUGUAUAUCCUGUCGCGGACACAGGGGGAGUUGUAUGUGUACAAUUUUCUAUAUAUUUGUAUAUCCCGCGUACAGCAGAGGGCAAUAUAUGCACAAAAGCCUCUAUAUUUGUAUAUCUUGCCACAGAUACUAGAGGGCAGUGCUUGUUCGCAAUCCACUAUGGGUGAUAUUUUCUGCUAUAGACACCAGAGGGCAGCAUAUUUAAUCAAACCACAGGUCAAAUGAAGAGAAAGAACAUUACUAUAUGGAUAUAUGAUAGACCAUAUGAAAAAGCAGAUAUUGCUGUUUUAAUUUUAGCAAAAUUUUAAGACAGAGGGAAACUCAAAGGGAGAUAUCAAUGGUAUAUAUGUUAUGUAACCUGUCUUUAGAGGCCAGAGGGAAUGUGGUCUACAGACAGAAAUGUCACUGAAAUAGAUUUUAUAUAACCUGUCUAUAGAGGCCAGAGGGAAUGCGGUCUUCAGACAGAAAGGUUACUAAAUAGAUUUUAUGUAACCUGUCUAUAGAGACCAGAGGGAGUGAGGUCUACAGACAGAAAUAUCACUGAAAUAGGUUUUUUAUAACCUACCAAUAGAGGUCAAAGGAAAUAUGGUCUUCAGACGAAAUAUCAGUGAAAAAGAUUUUAUGGGACCGGUCACUAGAAGCCAGAGGGUGUAUGAUCUUAAUACAGAAAUGCCAAUGAAAUAAAUUUUAUAGGACCUGUCUAGAUGCCAGAGGGAAGAUAGUCCUCAGUCUAGGAUACAGAUUUUAACUUAACUGUUUAUAGUUAUUAUUUAUCAUCUUUUUGGCCAGUAUGGUGAGGGGGUCUUAUUGUGGGAGUUUACCAGAGACAUUGAGUACCUGGGGAAAACCCAUGUGGUCAGACAGGUGACCUCUGACCUUUUCAUGUCUGAUCAGGGAAUCUAGCCCUAGUUGCCAAGGUGAUUGGCAGAUGCAUUACCAAUGAGAUGUUAAAGUUAGUUAAAGGUACUUGUUUUGACCAAAGAAGUGUUUAAGAAAUCUCUGUUGAACUUUUACAGAUGAAUGACUUAUGAUAGGCUCUAGUGAUAGAGUUUUGUGAUAAUUAAGUGUGAUGUGUUAAGGUGCGACCGUGGGUGAGGAUAAAGUAAAGAUAUUACAUGACUUCUAUACAUCACAUCAUCAAGUCAUUUUUUUUAUACAUUUAUAUUAGUUUUUUGUGUAAGGAUAUCAGGAUUUGUGAAACACAGGCCCUUAAUCUGAUUGAAAGCCCCAAAAACUCUAAUCACAAGACAAGUCUUCAGCAACCUAUGCUGAUCACCUUUUAUCUGUUGUCAUGCAUUGACCAUCUGAUUUAUUGAUAUUUCAAUUUUUUCAUCUGAACCAGUUUUGAUUAAAUUAAAAGUCUGCUUAUUACAGAUAAAAUUGUUUUUGAAUUUUAAAAGAACCAAAUAAUCACGUUCAAAAAUACUCAAAAUACUUUAAAAUUUAUAGUAAAAAAGUACUAGAAAGGACCUUAAAAAAUUUGUACAUCUCUCAAAUGGACUAAUAACACAAAAUUCAGAUAGCAGGAUUUUGUACAAAAUAGAUUAUCACAAACAGUCUUGUUACCAGAAUAACCAGUUCUGAUCCUUGUUACAAGGAAAACACAGAUUAGAUUGCCACAUUGUUAAAAUAUGUCAACGAAAUGAGCACCUUGGAAAGUCACAAAUUUUUCAAUUGGUUAUCUCCCUUAGACUGUUUUAUCUCUGUUGGCUUUCUGAUUCCUUAUCAACUUAAUGAGGGUUUGAGGUCAACACCGCAUGCAGUCUCUGUCACGCUUCAUUGUGAUUAAAUCUGUCGGAUGUGAGUUAUAUUGUUUGCACCUUUUUAAUGUUAAAUCUCUGAAAAUUAUUUGUAAAUCUCAUAGGAAGCUGGAACUCUUUAAACUUAAUUUUAUAUGUAGAUGUGUCCACAGACUUAGAUAUAGAUGUAUCCUGAGUCCGUGAUAUGUCACUCUAGUGCAAUAUUUUAAUUAUUUUUAUGUUUGUGGUAGUGUAAUGUGAUUUUAUCAUUAUGGAAAGCAGAAAUUUAAGUUGAAAUUCCUUUCAACUGUUGAUGAGAAUUUGGAAAUGGUUUUAAAAUUCAAAAUUAAUACCAGUCAAGAGUCACAAAAAUCAAAUUUUUAAGUCCUUUUUUGUGUUUUUAUUUUUUAUUUUUCUUCUUGAAAAGUCAAUUUAUUUCGUCCACUUGCUCUUUUUGCCAGUAUACAGACAGACCUCGUGAAGACUUUACAAUAUAAGGCCAUUAUGGUACCACUUACAAGCUUUAAAACAUACUGCUACUUUGCGAUUCAAAUGCUUUCUAUCCAUUAACAGAUCUUUCACCAUCAGACUGGAUUAUUGUGUCUGAACACUUGAGUCCAGGUUCUGUUGAAUCCGGCUGAAGUAUGAAAUUAUAUUCAUUUUGUCUGGUUUCUUCACCAUAUUGACUUAGUUGCUCUGAAAUGUACAUUGUUUAUAAAAAAUAUACUUAUCUGUGAAUCUUGUGAAACUGGUUGAUGUGAAAAUGUCAUUUAAUUGACAAAUAAGACCAGUCUGAAAUUUUUAUGUUGUUAGUGCUGGAAUUAGUCAUUUUGAUUUUGACUUGCAGACUGAUCAUU
Messenger RNA from Ylistrum balloti, 3276 nucleotides. Its product is annotated as SPRY domain-containing protein 7-like. The transcript has 5 exons. Gene Ontology annotation, molecular function: protein binding. Lineage: Eukaryota; Metazoa; Mollusca; Bivalvia; Pectinida; Pectinidae. The record is from RefSeq and is a predicted model, not a curated record. The coding region runs from base 2 to 595 and encodes 197 amino acids.